GGGAACCCCGCCACGCGAUUGGAUAACGGGGCUUUACCGCCUCCGCACAUAUAUAAGGCGCGUGGCAAAAAAGGCGUGAGGUAAAUCUGAACAGCUGAGAAGAGAAACGUGCAGGAGAGGAGAGGGCAAAACAACAGCACAUGGAGGAUCGCAGAGUUGACCCCUCUUCCACACUGAGCCCACAGAGAGGUGCACAGGUGGAGAGACUAUAUCCCUCACUACCCACCACCAGCAGAUUGGAGGCGUGCGUACUGAACCGCUCCGCUCCAAGCAACAACAUGAACUCCACUUUUACCCACGAUCCGGACAAUGUUGUGGAAAACACUCAGAACGAGGAACGUGCAGUCCAAAUGAAAGAACAGAUCCGUGUUUUGGAAAUGCAAAAACAAGAACUACUUUCCAUAAACGAGAGAUGGGCGAAGGAGUACAGAACCAUGGUGCAGUAUUACAAAGAUAAGCUCCGUAACCUCAAGGCAUCACUACCUCUCGAGAAGCGCCCAGACCAGAGUGCAGACGUUCAUCCACAUGUUUGUAAACUCAACGUUGUCAAGGAUCGAACAGCAGCAACAGGAAGUGGUGAUGGUCUGUUGAAAGCCCAGAGUGAAGCAAGACAGCUACAGGAGCAGAACCGCGCACUGGCCAGAAGGGGGCAGCACCAGAACGCAGAGAUUACAAGGCUAAACAAGGCUUUGGAGGAAGUACUCGUGACAAGAUCGUCCCAGGAAGUGAGCACUGAAACACUACAAGAGUUAUGGAAACACCAGGCUGACAUCUAUAAAGAAGAUUUCCUGACAGAGAGGAAGGACAGAGAAGCACUCAAACACAAGUACUUAGAACUGGAGAAAAAGUACAAGAAGGUCCGCAAUGAACUGUACGUCAUCAAAAGUCAGGUCACGUGGACUCCAACGCCACAGCCACAGUAUGAAUGUACCUGCACACAGCCAGGUCCUGAAGAGAAGAAGCAAUCUACCUCCAACAAACUGCAAAGACGCUACACUUUUAAAGACAAUCUAUAAAAAAAAAAAAACAUCUUCUCCUCACAAACAGAAAUAUAUUUAAACUGUGAAGACUGUGCAACACACUAUUCAAAAUACAUUAUCUUCAGACCAUGAAGUAUAGGUGCUUAAGGGGCACUAUUACCCUUUCUCUGAUCUAUGUUAUAAUGUUGUUUCCUCAUCACAGACAUACUCAGUUUGGUUCAUUCUCACAUAUAACACAUCUUGCAUAUAUAGACUGAGUUCUGCUCCACUGUGUUUUUAAACUCUAUACACUUUCACUAGAAUCAUUUAAAUAAUGUCAGCCCUGAAAUUGCAAAUCUCUACUGAAUAAAAGGUAGAAACAGAGCAUUUAGAGAGAUUAGACUAAUAAUCCAGGAUUACCCAAAUGAAUAAAACAAAACACAACUCUAGGUAUGUUUUUACGAGGUUACAGCAUUAUAACAUGUCGUAAAAUUCAAAAGAGUAAAUUUUAUAUAAUAUGGGAACUUUAACCGAAUCUGUACUUCUGAAUUAUAAAAGGUCAGCAUCAUCUAGUACCAAGUUCACAUUGUUCAGUAAAGGUCAACUUUACCAUGAAGCAUUACGUAUCUGCUCCCUGCUAAAAUAAUGGCAUAAGUCAUUUGGAAUGUUCCACAGUGGGACAUUUUUGCAAGUUUUUUGCAUGAAUCAGAGCUCUGUGAGCCAAUCCACGUCUGGUACAACCACUGACACAAAUGUUAGUUUUAUCUUUUUAUCACAUGCUGUAAAGUUUUCAGUUAGUAGUUUUUUUGUGUUUUCUGAAAAAUUUUAUAAAAAGACAGACUGUUAUUUUACGUCGGCAUCAACACUUUAUUUAUACUGUCUUUAGAUUUAGUUUUUUGUGUAUGUAAGAUUUGUAUUUAAAAUUUCAUAAACUUGACUUUAUCUGUGGUAGACAUGUUGAAAUCAAAUAUAACAUUUACUGAUAA
Molecule: messenger RNA, 1945 nt
Organism: Boleophthalmus pectinirostris (great blue-spotted mudskipper)
Lineage: Eukaryota; Metazoa; Chordata; Actinopteri; Gobiiformes; Gobiidae
Product: TNFAIP3-interacting protein 3-like
Exons: 10
Coding region: 141-1016 (291 amino acids)
Biological process (GO): regulation of transcription by RNA polymerase II; cellular response to lipopolysaccharide
Source: RefSeq, a predicted model, not a curated record